Messenger RNA from Nicotiana attenuata, 1552 nucleotides. RefSeq names its product aminotransferase ALD1. The record is from RefSeq and is a predicted model, not a curated record. Gene Ontology annotation, cellular component: chloroplast. Gene Ontology annotation, biological process: systemic acquired resistance, salicylic acid mediated signaling pathway; L-pipecolic acid biosynthetic process. NCBI's taxonomy places the organism in Eukaryota, Viridiplantae, Streptophyta, Magnoliopsida, Solanales, Solanaceae. The coding region runs from base 79 to 1398 and encodes 439 amino acids. Gene Ontology annotation, molecular function: pyridoxal phosphate binding; L-lysine:pyruvate alpha-transaminase activity. The transcript is spliced from 10 exons.
ACAUCCCUCCAUCUAACUUUUCAUAACAUAACCACCUCGCAACAUCUAGAAUUGUCAAGGAUAUAGAGAAGAGAGAAUAUGUACAAGAUGUUUUCUAUAUCCACUUCACUUUUCUUGAAGCCUAGAGCUAGUUUGAAAGUUCAAGGAGAUGAGGGAAUUGCGACUGCAGGUUAUUAUUCAACAAGAGUAGCCCGCAACCCAAACUUGGAGAAGUUGCAAACUAACUAUUUGUUUCCCGAGAUCAUAGAUAGGGAGGUUAAGCAUAUGGAGAAGUACCCAAAUGCUAAAGUAAUAAGCCUUGGGAUCGGUGACACUACACAGCCCUUACCCCAGCCUGUAGCCUUGAGCAUGUCUAAUUACGCACGUGCUCUUUCAACACAUCAAGGUUAUACAGGCUACGGACUGGAACAGGGGAACAAGGAUCUAAGAAAAGAAAUUGUAGAAACAUUCUAUAAGGAUCUUUCAGUAGAAGAAACAGAAAUUUUUGUAUCUGAUGGUGCACAGUGUGAUCUCUCCAGAGUUCAGCUCCUUCUUGGUUCCAAUGUGUCAAUUGCUGUACAGGAUCCAUCAUUUCCAGGAUAUAUAGAUUCAAGUGUGAUUAUGGGGCAGAGUGGUGAGUUGAGGAAUGAGUCAGGGAAGUAUGGAAAUAUCAAGUAUAUGAAGUGUAGCCCUGAGAAUGAUUUUUUCCCAGAUCUUUCUAAAACAGCAAGAACAGAUGUUAUCUUCUUUUGCUCUCCAAACAAUCCUAGUGGUCAUGCAGCAUCAAGGGCACAAUUGCAGCAACUUGUAGAGUUUGCCCAACUAAAUGGUUCAAUCAUUGUCUAUGACUCUGCUUAUGCUGCUUAUGUUUCAGACUCAAGCCCUAAGUCUAUCUAUGAGAUCCCUGGUUCCAGAAAGGUUGCCAUUGAGAUUUCAUCCUUCUCCAAAAUGGCUGGAUUCACAGGUGUCCGUCUUGGAUGGACUGUAGUGCCUAAGGAACUCCUAUACUCAAAUGGCUUUCCUGUUAUACUCGAUUUCAAUCGCGUUAUAUGUACUACCUUUAAUGGUGCUUCCAACAUAGCUCAGGCUGGUGGUCUGGCCUGUCUCUCCCCCGAGGGUUUCAAGGAAAUUAUGUCCAAGGUAGACUACUACAAGGAGAAUGCAAAGAUUUUGGUUGACACUUUUGCUUCACUGGGAUUUAGAGUUUAUGGAGGUAGCAAUGCGCCUUACGUUUGGGUUCAUUUUCCACAUUCAAGAUCAUGGGAUGUGUUCAAUUGGAUUCUUGAGAAGACACACAUAAUUACAGUCCCUGGGAUUGGAUUUGGUCCGGGUGGUGAAGGAUACAUAAGAAUUUCUGGUUUCGGACGUAGAGAGAGCAUCUUGGAGGCAUCUAAAAGACUAACAACCUUGCUUUGUUAGACAAAAAACUACUCAAUGUUGGUUUUGCAACUUCUGUCUUGACUCUUGAUGUUCUAACAGAUACUGCUACAAAUCAAGUUCUAUUUCUCAAGUUUUUCACUUAAUAAGGUCCAACUGAUUUCUAUCUAAGAGGUCGAAUCCUAUCUUUGUUGUU